Lobosporangium transversale is the source of this 3004-nucleotide messenger RNA. RefSeq lists its product as hypothetical. The record is from RefSeq and is a predicted model, not a curated record. The coding region runs from base 120 to 2858 and encodes 912 amino acids. Lineage: Eukaryota; Fungi; Mortierellomycota; Mortierellomycetes; Mortierellales; Mortierellaceae. The transcript has 3 exons.
UUUUUUUCUGUCAGUUGCUCUUCUUGAACCAUUUCUCUUUCUCUUUUUUUCCUUCUCUGCGUCCUAACUUCAACCAAAGUCUUUCUUUCACUACCAUAAUUGAUUGAGAAAAUACUAAUAUGGGUCAGAACCAAAGUCAACUUGAACACUAUCAUAAGCACCACUACAAUGCAACCAACAGACAGAUCCAACGGCAAAACUCUUUCUCCAUGUCCACGCCCAAUCUCCUAUACCAGAACGGGCGCGAUCGUAGUAUCCAACGCUCGUCAACUUUGCAGAACAUAGUUGGUAGCAAUAACCACUCUGUUACGUCUUUACAUCACUAUCCUCAACAUCAACCCGCAAGGCGAUUCAGUACAUCAGCUGCCACAGGGAUAACUGCUGCUGCUGCAGCACUAGGUUUCGAUAAAUAUUUACUAAAAUCAGAUGAAGAUAAGACACAGCAGGGUGCACCAUUGACCGAGACUGAGACUGAAAGGGCUGAACAUCCACGGCCCUUCCUGCGUCUGAUGCCCAUUCAGACUGAACAGGUCUACUUUGAUGAGACAGAAACAGAAUCAGAACCAGAUGAGGAAGAGAACAGCGAUGAAGAUAUAAACAAUCGACAAAUCCCACGUAGGUUUACACCCUCACCCCUUCUAGACAGCAAUGCAGGUUUAAGCCGUAGUGACUCUUAUGGCUCUUCUGCGCGUGAUCGCCUCGAGUUCCAAAGAACCAAGAAAGAGGAACAGGAGGAUCUUUCCAUGCUGUCUCCUACAGCAACAACGACUAUAUCAGGUUCACUUCGCAUGGCGCAAACUACUACUGCGACAAGGCUGACGCCAAGGCUAUCGUCAACCCAUACACAAAAACAUAUGCUGGAUCACAGCAAUCCUCGAUACUAUGGAGAAGAUGAUGCUCAGGACGAUGACGGCAAAUCCUUGGAAAUCAAGCGGUACCAACUUUAUGAUCCACCCAUGUCUAAAUCAUCAGCUUCAGCAUCUGAUGAAACUAAUAUUGACAGCCAAAUCCAAAGUCUCUCCCUGUCUUCUCCUAUGAACAACUACAACACCAACAUCAAUACCAACAAUAUCAGCAAUAGCAAUACUAACAACCUACUCCUUGAAGUCAUCCAUGAGGAGGACGAGGAUUAUCUUGGAGGCCACUCCAAGAGGCCGAGUCAAAUUGAUGAUGGUAGUGACAGUGACAGUGACGACGGCAAUGACGGUAUCGAUACUGAGCAGGAUCCUGGCGCUUUCAUGGUAUUAAACCUUCAGCCACUACAGGAGAGGAAUCGGGAUCAUCAUCACAGCCAUAAUCAUAGUCGUGGAGGUACCAACGCCCAUUCUUCUCAAGAGGGGUUGGAAGAGGACUACGAUGACGACGAUGACGACGAUGACGACGAUGACGAUGAUGACGAUGAUGAUGACUACUCUUCGUACCACUCUCGAGGGUCUGCGACAAUAAGGAAAGAGAUACUCUCAAAUGCUUCACAAAAGAUGGAUGACCUAGACAGCCGUGUUCAAGAAAUGGAGACCAUGAUCACAAGCAAACUUGGCGAUAUCGAAUACAAGGUUCAAAAACUUGAUAGCGAAGAUAAUCUGGACAGGACUGAUAUUGUAGAUACUACAAGCCAGAUUCAAAUGUAUCGGCAGGCAAAUGGUUAUGAUGAUGACGACGAUAAUGAUGGUCAUCUCUUGAAUAUAACCGCUGAUAAUGCUGCACUUGUUGUCGAUAACAAUAAGGCCUCGAUCAUGGAACUUCGCCAAGAGCUUCAGUCUUUCGGCAUGCAAUAUCAUGAACUUAAUGACGGCUUAUUAACCGAUCUGAUCUCUCAACUGAGAGACACUCAAAAAUUAAUGUUUCGCAGCUCCUCUACAGAGGUUGACCAAGUUGAUCGACAUCUAGGAUCACGUGUCAACAGGAUAGAGGCCGAGAUCCAUGUCAAACUGCUCUCAGAUAUUGAGAAAAGAAUCCAAGAACGAGUUCGGGCCAUGGAGCAGACUUCUGCACGGUUGGAACAAUGCUUCAACAAGAUGGAGGGGCGUUUGGGGGCCUUGGAGACCGUACUGACUUCAAAGAGCCGUCCAUCAUCCUCAUCAUCAACAUCAAGACAAAGGCCUGAGAGCAUGUACCUCGCAUUGCAGCAUCAAUAUAAUCACCAGCAGCAACAGUACCAACAGGAACUAGACUUACAAAAGCAGGAUCAACAAGCCUUCUCAUCCCACGUUGUUGAUACUUUCUUAGACCGCAAUGCUUCUCCUGAGAGUCCAGUGCCAUUUGACAAAAACGAAAGAACUGCUAUUUCACUUUCACAGCAAGCUUCUACCCCAUCUUCAUCACUGACGAACCCCAGUAACCCCUCGAAAUCGUUGGUACAGCGUCGUCAUAGCAUCACUACCACUCGCCCGGCUAGAAUUAUCACCUCCGCUGCUAUGUUUGAUCAUUUUGGGACGCGUCCGCAUCACCAGCAACAAAAGGAGCAAACAACACCCACAAAGUGUCAUGUGGAGCCCAACAUUGCAGGAGCUUCUCCUGCUUCAAUUGUUUCGUCUCAACGGCGUGUAGAGCGCGCCAUGUCCAUGGGCAGCUUAGGCCUUCAGCAACAGCAAAAACAUCAACAACAAAGCCCUCCUAGCGCAUCUUCUACAGGAAAUCAGCGAUCGUUCACAUCCAUAGGACUAGCAGGUGGACCCGGACCCAAGUCUGCAAGUCAUGCCAUAUUAUCUAGUAGCGCAGAGAAGACAAAAGUACCAUCUCCCACCAAUUCUACUAGUAAAAACAUUCGUCGACCAUCCUCGUACAAGGAACUCCUUCAUUUCUGGAAGGCUGGAGGAAGCACGCCUGAUCUGCUCAAAAACGAGCAGCGGUCUAAUUAGACAGAGGGGGGAGAGGAAAAAGGCUAUUUCUGAAGGAAGAGAAAGAGAACAGUAGCAUCACAACACAUCUUAUAUAUUAUACAUCACAUAUUAAACUGUUUUACGCUAUUAUGUUUUUUACUUGUUCUUUAUUACUCUUCGUGUAG